Ruditapes philippinarum (Manila clam) is the source of this 1378-nucleotide messenger RNA. Its product is annotated as zinc finger CCHC domain-containing protein 17-like. NCBI's taxonomy places the organism in Eukaryota, Metazoa, Mollusca, Bivalvia, Venerida, Veneridae. The transcript has 10 exons. Bases 112 to 930 code for a protein of 272 amino acids. The record is from RefSeq and is a predicted model, not a curated record. Gene Ontology annotation, molecular function: zinc ion binding; RNA binding. Gene Ontology annotation, biological process: RNA stabilization.
UUUUUUUUCCAGGCUAUACAGUACAGUACUGUAUAGUAGUUAUUCCCCUUUGUUUAUACCACGCCAUUAUUUUAUAAACAGUGUCGUUCUCGACUUUGAAAGAAUUCUGCAAUGUCAAAAAGAUACCACUCAAAUGAAGAGAGACAGGACAACAAAAGAAGGAGAAAUGAAGGACCCCCUCCAGAAAUGUACACAGUAUUUCAGGGAGAAAUAGCAUCUGUGAAAGAGUACGGGGUGUUUGUAAAAAUACCAGGAAACUCUAGGCAAGGGUUGGUGCACAAGUCACAGAUUUCCCAAUCUCGUGUAGAUGACCCUUCAGAGAUGUUUGCUAAGGGAGAAGUGGUGUAUUGUAAAGUGAUAUCUAUUCAAGAAGAUGGAGAAAAAAUAGGCUUGGCAAUGAAAACAGUAAAUCAAACCACAGGGCAAGAUCAGGAUCCGAAUAAUAUAGAGUUAAGUCAGGAUGAAAAGAAGAGAAGACAGUUUGGUGAUAGAUCACAAAGGCAGAAGAUUAUUCUAGAAGCUGUACUGGAUACAACCUGUAAAAAGUGUGGCGGUAAAGGUCAUCUAGCACAGGAUUGUUUUAAAACUGGUGAAGGCAGCUAUGAUUUGAUACCAGAUUUAGAUGACUACAUGCAAUCAGUGGGUACUGAACAAACUAAAUCUACAGAAACAAAAAAGUCUAAGGAAAAGAAAAAACAUAAAGAGAAGAAAAAGAAGAAAGAAAAAAAGAAAAGAAAGAAGGAAAGAAAACACAGUAGCACAGACUCAGAUGAUUCUAGCAGUAAUCGUAGACAGGAAAAAAAGAAGUUGAAGAAGAAGUAUAGAUCAUCAUCAGAGAGCUCUGAUAGUGAUAAUCAUACUAGAAAACAUAAGAGUAAGAAGAAAAGUCAUCAUAAAAAGUCCAGAUCAAGUAGUACAGACAGUAGAUAGUAGCAUACAUACAUGUAUAAAUAAUAUAGAAUUCCUCACAUAUAUAUGUGGUGACAGUGACCUUCACACCUCUUGGAUGCUUUACAGAAAUAGGUCAAGGUCAUUGUUAACUAAAACCUUAAUGUUAAGCUGUAGGGGACAAGCACACUUUCUAAAACUUACUUUAAGAAUAUAUGAAUCAUUCUCCUCAUCUGGAGUUUUAAAACCUAUAUUUUAUGUAAGCUUCAUUUGAUUUAUGUCCCCUUAGUUUCUGUGGACAUUAUGUUGACAGAAACUAAAUUUAUAUGCAAAGUCAUGUAUAUGGUUGAUCCACAGUGAUAAAUCCACAGUGAUAAAUCAUCUUAUUUCCUAUUUGCACAAGAAAUGAACAAGAUAAAAUAAAUAGGCUCCCAAGAAAGAUACAGUGAUUGGAAGUAGAAGUAGCAGGUGCUUGUGUUCGCUAAAGACA